AUGGUGCUGAUGAAGAUGAAGUUCCCUUUUGAGAAGAGAAUGAAGCUGGCCCAGGGGCUGUGGCUGCUCUCCUGGAUGGCCACACUGGCCGGAGCGUUGACUUUCACCCUGGGCUGCUUCCUCAAGACCGAGCUCCGCAGGAGGGCAGAGGUAAUGGAUAACACAGAGAUUCAUGCUGUGCCCAACACCCUGAUGAUAGUGGGUCUGGCCUCUCUGGGUAUCAACUACUUUGCUGGCCGUAUGUGCCAGGAUGCCCUGGAUGCCGGACGCUUCCCCCGCUGGAAGACCUUCCUACAACCCUACUGGGGAGUCUCCCUCUUUUUCACACUCCUCAUGCUGUCGACUGUGAUCAUGAGCUACGCUAUGAAGGGGAAUCUGGAGUGGUCCCUGAAGAUCGGCCUGAAGAACGGCAUCCGAUUCUACAAGGACACAGACACACCCGGCCGCUGCUUCCAGAAGCAGACCAUUGACCACCUGCAGAUGGAGUUCCAGUGCUGUGGAAACACCGACUUCAAGGACUGGUUCGAGGUCCAGUGGAUCAGCAACCGCUACCUAGACUUUAGCUCUAAGGAAGUGAAGGACCGUGUUAAGAGCAACGUGGACGGGCGUUACCUGUUUGAUGGGGUCCCUUUCAGCUGCUGCAACCCCAGUUCCCCAAGGCCCUGCAUCCAGGACCGCCUCACCAACAACUCAGCCCACUACAACUACGAGCACCAGACCGAGGAGCUCAACAUCUACAUCCGCGGCUGCAGGGAGGCUCUGGUCAAUUACUACAUGGGCCUGAUGAACACUAUUGGUGCUGCGGUGCUGUCCAUCUUCCUGGUCCAGUCAUCAGUGUUGGUAAGUCUGCGGUACCUGCAGACAGCCAUGGAGGCGGUGGCAGGGCAGGAGAACACUGAGAUUGAGACAGAGGGCUACCUGCUGGAAAAAGGGGUGAAGGAGACGAUCAUGGAGUACGUGACUCCUGUGCUGGUUUUUCUUCAGCUGAACCAGGUGGGAAGUGAAGACGCUGAAGCUGGGGAGACCCCCGCCAAAUAA
Salvelinus namaycush (lake trout) is the source of this 1038-nucleotide messenger RNA. RefSeq names its product peripherin-2-like. Bases 1 to 1038 code for a protein of 345 amino acids. The transcript has 4 exons. NCBI's taxonomy places the organism in Eukaryota, Metazoa, Chordata, Actinopteri, Salmoniformes, Salmonidae. The record is from RefSeq and is a predicted model, not a curated record. Gene Ontology annotation, biological process: visual perception. Gene Ontology annotation, cellular component: membrane.